GAGAGCACUGUUAGUUAGUUAGCUAGCUUAGCUACUCGUUUGAAAUAUAGACAGAAGACCAAUAUGUGUGAUUAAAUGGAUCGAACAGCGACUAAUGGUGUUAACAAACUAUCCGUAUGAAAUGAAACCGGUUAAACAUAACCGUUUUCAGUGUAAAACAGGUUGUUAAGUUUGUGUAAUGCUAACUACCCGGAGCAAACAGCGACUAAUUGACUUGAGGUGUCGUUCUAAUCAGACCAAAUGGGCUGAUUAUGAAUGUUUACAGUGAAAAGCAUUUGUUAAGUUUGGCAUUUAUCACAACGUUAAAUUAAAACAAAACAAAAACACUGAAGCUGAGCAGCGUAAGAAAGCACGAAAACUUUUACAGUCCUCGUCAGUGAUAUAAUCAAGCUGCAUUCCACUUGCUGCAGCUGCAGUGCACUUUUCUGGUGGAGUGAAAUGAACACCGGAGGCGUCAAUAUUAAAUGGAAGUGUCUGAAGCCGGCCCUCUUCAUGCAGCGACUCGGCAGUGGAGCUCCAGACCUGGACCUCGGCCUUCACAGACCCUGCGGUGAUCGCCAAAUUUGAACACAGCUGUUUUUGACCUCACAUUGGUCGGAACGUAAACAACACUUCUACUCGGGUUACACUCCUCCGUCAGAUGGCGUUCUGCCUGGCUGAGCUGCACUUGUGGUCCACCAAGAGCUCACUCCAAGUCAAAGAUACAGAUAUUGGCACCUAUCAGUACUACGAUAAAGGAGAGCCAGCCAUUUCCUUGGAGCAUCACUACUACAAUGAGAAACUCCAGUUCAGUGAAGCUCGAGGCUAUUCGUGGACCCCCAGGAACCGCCGACCAGAGAAGCUACGUGAUUCGCUGAAGGAGCUUGAGGAACUGUUGCAGACCAACACCUGUGUUCACACCAGAUGGAGAAACAAGCACUGCUGCCAGUUGAUGCUGAGCAGUGGAGUACUGGUGACCCUGACCCUAAGUGGACCUCAACUUGAACAAGUCUGUGUAGACCGCACAUUAGUGGGCCGACUGCCAGCCAACACCAUCACUGAUGCGGUGCUGAGUGACAGGCUGAUUCUGCUGUCCUUCCUGGAGCAGAGCCAAGUGGCUGCAGUCUACCUCCACAAAAAGAACCAGGACUCCCCAGAGAGCGGCAAGCGAACAGACAAACUCUCACCCUCUGAAAUCAAGGUGGUGUGUGCGGAGGUGAGCGGAUGGGGUCGUAGGCUCCACAGACACGUGUGUCUCAACCGUCUGCAGGAUGUGGCGCUCUGCUGGUGGAACCUGGAUGAGCCUGGUGACGAGCUGUGGCCCUGGACUCCCACAAACACACACAGGAACAACCUGGUGCUGCUCAGCUGCUCACCUGCCGAAGGCCUCAAGGUCCUCAGCUCAGUCCGGACAGAGAGCAACCCCCUGGACUGCCGCUUCAGCCUGCUCCAGCCCUACCAGCUGCUCACAGUGGAGCUCCCUGCUAGACCCCAAGGAUCCCGAGAAGGGUGCUGGGCUGACACCUGUGUGUAUGAAUAUGCACGAGGACGCCUGCACCGCCUUUCUGUCACCCGCAUCCCGCUGCCAUCCGAGUCCAUUUCCUGUUCACGUCACCCCUCUGAAACCACUCUCCUCCUGGGCUUAAGUGACUCCUCCUUGGUCCUGUAUGACCAACGACGGGGGGUCUCUCACCUGGCCUCCUGCCCUGUGCCACCCAACCUCCUCGCCUGGCACCCUGCCGGGGCCGUGGUCAUGGUUGGGGGAGGGCAGGGAGAGCUGAUGUGCUUGGAUGUGGGCUUGGCACCUGUGAACAUGGCACUGUUAGCAGAGGAGGUAGCUUCAGCCGCCACACUAAGACUAGCUCAGCACCUACGGUGCUCUGGAGGCCUGGAGGGACUGCAGUGGGGGACAGGCCUGGAGGGAGGCCCGGAGGGGACAGAUAUGCUGAUGUUAGCCUUUCAUGGGGGACCACUUGCAGCCUUGAGAUUCAGACUAGGGGCUCUGACUGGGGGCCAGAUGGGUCCAGGGGAACUCCUGCAGCAGCGCCUUCUUUGUGGCCAGGUCAGAGAGGCGCUGGGCAUCCUGGAGGCCAUGGACUGGAGCGUCACGGGAGACGAAUGCUACCGAGGCCUGUGUUCUGUCACCAACCACCUGUUGAGGCUGGAGCUGAAUGCAGAGAGAGAAGCCCAACUAGAAGCAGCUCUGGGUGUGUUUUAUGCUCCACCUGCCCCUUUCUCUGAUGCGGUGAUACUGGAGUACAGGGAGCCAAUCAGCAAGUACGCCCGACGCUUUUUUCACCACCUCCUCAGACACCAGCGCUUUGAGAAGGCCUUCCUCCUCGCUGUAGAUCUGGAAGACAGAGAUUUAUUCAUGGACCUCCAUUAUGUUGCCAGCGAUAAGGGCGAGGUGGUGCUAGCGGACGUGGCCAAGAGGAAAGCUAAUGAAAUCGAGGCCCAGGCCAUCGCAGGCAACGACGAUCCUCUGAGAGGUAGCAAUGGCGUGUGUGGUUCCAGCCUCGGCGACAGACGGACUGAGAGGAACCAAAGUGCGACAGGACCAUCGUUCUCAGGCUCUACCACCGCACACGUUGAUGGAGGAGCCAGUCAGAGGAGAUUACAGGCAGAGAGCGUGCGUGUGACCGUGAGCCCAGAUGUGUUCAGGACACUGAGACACGCAGGAGGCCGUGAAGGUGACACAGACGGUGUGAAUGAAGAUGACGACCCUGGGAAGCUUCAUGUCGUCCAUUUAGGAAUGGUUUGAAAAAUCUGACUAAUGGGAAAUUGGAGAAGCACAACGACUCGUCAAUAACAUGUUCUUUUUAUAUUUUUUUACAUGCAAAGUAGUUACUUACUUAUGUGUGGGGAUCUCAACAUCUGUACACACACAGAUGAUGAUGCAAAUGAUAAAAGUGUAAUAAUUAUAAAUAUCUAAAUGUAUAAUACAUGAUGCAGUUUUGUAUUGUCAGACUGAAAAACAAUGUUUCCUAAACCAGAAGGCUUUAUUUUUUUUUUUAGACCUGUCAUAGUAAAUCUGUGAAAUUUCAGCCCAGACAAAAACACUGAACAGCUUCAUGGAUGUGGAUUCAGGUUGUUUUCUGUCUUAGUGAAGUCGACACCAAAUGAACCUUAAAAGGAAACAGUUACACUGGGUUCUGCCUCUAAAAACAUGACAGAAAAUGUUUUAAAGCUUGUCAUUAAUCAGCAUGAAAAAAUAAAGAC
Molecule: messenger RNA, 3198 nt
Organism: Seriola dumerili (greater amberjack)
Lineage: Eukaryota; Metazoa; Chordata; Actinopteri; Carangiformes; Carangidae
Gene: wdpcp
Product: WD repeat containing planar cell polarity effector
Exons: 20
Coding region: 641-2740 (699 amino acids)
Biological process (GO): cilium organization; nervous system development; establishment of protein localization
Cellular component (GO): axonemal basal plate
Molecular function (GO): protein binding
Source: RefSeq, a predicted model, not a curated record